Molecule: messenger RNA, 1315 nt
Organism: Phaedon cochleariae (mustard beetle)
Lineage: Eukaryota; Metazoa; Arthropoda; Insecta; Coleoptera; Chrysomelidae
Source: the annotation of a GenBank genome assembly
CUGUAGGUCUUUCUUAUCUGGAUUGAAAUUCUCUGGAUAAUCCACAUGGAUGUAACGAUUCUCCCAAUCCAUCUCGUUAUCGAAAAUCUGAUACAUCUCCGGCUCCGUCCUGGUAGUGUCGAAAUUGUCAGCGUUGAUCAGAUGGCCGAAAUCGAUCCUGUUGGAGACGAACAUGAAGACGUCCAGGUCUCGCAGUCUCGUACAGAAAGUCAUGUCCGCAUCGACGUUGGGUUUGUCGAAACCAAGUUGGGUGCGAUCGUAUUUCCUCAAGAGGGUGGCGUUUACGAGAUAGGCGUUGUUGAUGAAUGGCACGUUCCACAGUCCCCUAGUAAAAUAUUGUUGAAAUGUAAUGGCGAAAUAAACGGUUGACCCCAUUCGUGAGCGCACUUCUCAAAAAUAAAGUCCAUCCGAAAAAAGGUCCCGCCAUCAUUUUUUUCGGGUGGUCUUGGCUCGAUCGGGAUACAAGGGAAUCGGUUCAGAUGUGGAGCAAAAAAUUGCUGUCUGUUUUGUUGAUGUUCGUCAUGGUUGCUUUUGAUGCGUGUCAAAGUGCUAGGGGUGGAGGCAGAGGAAAAGUUGCGAGAGGUCGAGGAAGACUAUACAAUUCGAGAAUGCCCGUUAUCAUACAACAUCGAAAUCCAGCUGCUAAAAAUUAUUACGAAAAUAAAGAUGGAGCCAAAAUAGUUAAAGCCAGCCAUUUUGAACUGGAAUAUAUGCUUGGUAGAAAAAUUACUUUCUUCUGUAUGGCUCAGGGCUUUCCUCGACCUGAAAUAAUCUGGUUCAAAGAUGGAAUAGAACUGAUAUAUCACAAAUUUUUCCAGGUACACGAAUGGCCGAUGGGAAACGAUACUUUGAAAAGCAAGAUGGAAAUCGACCCUACAACUCAGAAAGACGCUGGAUACUACGAAUGUCAGGCCAAUAACAAAUACUCGGUCGAUUCGAGAGGUUUUCGAACCGACUAUGUCAUGAUCACUUAUUGAGAUAAUCAUAUUUUUUAGGACGUGAAUCAAUUUAUUGAAAAUAGGCAUAGGAAUCAUAGAAUUAUUCGUAAACUGAUUCGCAAAAUAAUUGUUAGCAGAUGAAAACUUCCGUUUCAUGUGAGUGUUCAACCGAAAGUUGGCAAGACUUCAAAAUGAAGUGAACGUCAGUUGAUUCAAGUGGUGAUCACUAAAUCUUAAAAAAGAUGCUCAUACUUUCUUGCAACCACUUUGGGACACACCAUAUAGUCUACCCAGCUUUCUAAUGAAAGUUAUUCAGAAGACAAAUUAGUUUUUGUGAACUUCACAUCUGACUGGUUCAAAAUCAUGUUGGUGCAUCU